Ipomoea nil (Japanese morning glory) is the source of this 1143-nucleotide messenger RNA. RefSeq names its product cytokinin riboside 5'-monophosphate phosphoribohydrolase LOG8-like. The transcript is spliced from 8 exons. Gene Ontology annotation, biological process: cytokinin biosynthetic process. The coding region runs from base 232 to 849 and encodes 205 amino acids. Gene Ontology annotation, cellular component: cytosol; nucleus. The record is from RefSeq and is a predicted model, not a curated record. Gene Ontology annotation, molecular function: hydrolase activity, hydrolyzing N-glycosyl compounds. Lineage: Eukaryota; Viridiplantae; Streptophyta; Magnoliopsida; Solanales; Convolvulaceae.
AUAUUGAUUUCAUUGAAGCCCGCAAUACCCAGAUUGUCUUUUACCUCUCUUGUCGUCUUGUUUUAUCUUCUAAACUCUAAAAAAAAAUUCUUUCUUUUCACACACUCCCCAAAUAUCAUAUUAAAUAUGCACUGAAAUAUAGAAAGAUUGUGCUCAAACUCAAAAAAAAAAAAGUGAAAGCUUUUUACUGUUUUCUUGAGGGAGGGAGGGAUUGAAUUGUGAGAGAGUUGAAUGGAGGGCAAUAAUAGAAGAAGCAAUUUCAGGAGAAUUUGUGUGUUCUGUGGAAGCAACUCAGGCCACAGAAAAGUCUUCAGUGAUGCUGCUGUUGAGUUGGGAAAUGAAUUGGUAAGUAGGAAGAUAGACUUGGUCUAUGGUGGUGGAAGUAUAGGUUUGAUGGGUUUGAUUUCUAAAAGAGUCUUUGAUGGAGGGUGUCAUGUUCUUGGGGUCAUGCCUAAAGCACUGGUGCCUGUUGAGAUAUCGGGUGGAAGUGUUGGGGAUGUGAGAAUCGUUUCUGAUAUGCAUGAGCGUAAAGCUGAAAUGGCUCGGGAGGCAGAUGCGUUUAUAGCACUUCCAGGAGGAUAUGGAACCAUGGAAGAGUUGUUGGAAAUGAUAACGUGGGCACAACUUGGGAUUCAUAAAAAACCGGUUGGUUUGCUCAACGUCGAUGGGUACUACAAUUCUUUGCUGGCAUUAUUUGACAACGGGGUUGAGGAAGGUUUCAUCAAGCCAGUUGCUCGCCACAUUGUGCUGUCUGCUCCCAGUGCCAGAGAGCUCUUAAACAAGAUGGAGCAAUACACUCCUUGCCAUGGCCUGGUUGCCCCCUUUGAAAGCUGGCAGCCACGGGAAUAAGUUUCGUGCUCAACUUAGGCCUACACCCAGUGUGAUUGGUAAUCAUAUAAUGGAUGAGAGUCGUCUCUGCUUAGGUGGUUCGGGUUCCACAUAAUGCAUAACCAUCUUGUCUUGUUAUUCUUUGUGGUUUAAUUUGCAUCCCACUCCCCGCUAGCUGUUUUGCACCUUGUGGUUUUAUAAGUUAAGUUAGUAGCAAUUUCGAUGAAUUAUCAUAUAUGCACUCAUCUUAUCUGUAAGUCUGUCUCAUAUCAUGCUUCCUAAUGCAAUCAACUAUUCAAAAUCUCAACUCUUUAA